This is a messenger RNA of Kogia breviceps (pygmy sperm whale), 2448 nucleotides long. The record is from RefSeq and is a predicted model, not a curated record. Lineage: Eukaryota; Metazoa; Chordata; Mammalia; Artiodactyla; Physeteridae.
AUGUUGGUCUACAGACCUAUCAGGCAGAGAACCCAGCGCCUGCUUCUCUCGUUUCUGCUCAUUGCAGCCUGGGAGACAGGGAGCAGCCAGGUCCAUUACUCUCUCCCGGAGGAAGCCAAACACGGCACCUUCGUGGGCCGCAUCGCCCAGGACCUGGGGCUGGAGCUGACGGAGCUGGUGCCGCGCCUGUUCCGGGUGGCGUCCAAAGGCCGCGGGGACCUUCUGGAGGUAAAUCUGCAGAAUGGCAUUUUGUUUGUGAAUUCGCGGAUCGACCGGGAGGAGCUGUGCGGGCGGAGCGCCGAGUGCAGCAUCCACCUGGAGGUGAUCGUGGACCGGCCGCUGCAGGUGUUCCACGUGGAGGUGGAGGUGAAGGACAUUAACGACAACCCGCCGGUCUUCUCUGUCUCAGAACAAAAGCUCUCAAUUUACGAAUCUCGACCGCUUGACACUCGAUUUCCUCUAGAAGGCGCAUCUGAUGCGGAUAUUGGAGAGAACGCAAUGCUUACUUACAGACUCAGUCCAAAUGACUUUUUCACUCUUGAUAUUAUAAACAAAAAGGACAAAGGCAAAUUUCCAGUGCUUGUUCUACGAAAACUGCUGGAUCGUGAAGAAAAUCCUCAGCUUCAGUUGUUGUUAACGGCAACUGAUGGAGGCAAACCCGAACUGAUGGGAUUUGUAACUCUGCUGAUCCUGGUGUUGGACGCCAAUGAUAAUGCACCUCUAUUUGACCGAUCCGUUUAUGAAGUUAAGAUGUAUGAAAAUUCAGCGAACCAAACAUUAGUCAUAUGGCUAAAUGCUUCUGAUGUGGAUGAAGGAAUAAAUAAGGAAAUAAUAUAUUCAUUUAGCUCUUUGGUCCCACCCAGCACAAGAAGGAAAUUUCUAAUGAAUGAAAGCACAGGAGAAAUAAGAAUAAACGAUGCUAUUGACUUUGAGGAUAGUAAUUCUUACGAAAUUCAUGUAGAUGUUACAGAUAAAGGAAACCCACCUAUGGUUGGUCACUGCACUGUCCUAGUGGAGAUCCUGGAUGAAAACGAUAAUUCACCUGAGGUGGUUGUCACUUCUUUGGCUCUUCCGGUACGAGAGGACGCUCAGGUGGGCACUGUCAUCGCCUUGAUCAGCGUGUCCGACCGUGACUCCGGCGCCAACGGGCAGGUGACCUGCUCCCUGAUGCCCCACAGCCCCUUCAAGCUGGUGUCCACCUUCAAGAAUUACUAUUCGCUGGUGCUGGACAGCGUCCUGGACCGAGAGAAGGUGUCGAACUAUGAGGUGGUGGUGACAGCGCGGGACGCGGGCUCGCCUUCGCUGUCGGCCACAGCCAGCGUGUCCGUGGAGGUGGCCGACGUGAACGACAACGCGCCCGCGUUCGCGCAGCCCGAGUACACGGUGUUGGUGAAGGAGAACAACCCGCCCGGCUGCCACAUCUUCACGGUGUCGGCGCGGGACGCGGACGCGCAGGAGAACGCGCUGGUGUCCUACUCGCUGGUGGAGCGGCGGGUGGGCGAGCGAGCGCUGUCGAGCUACGUGUCGGUGCACGCGGAGAGCGGCAAGGUGUACGCGCUGCAGCCGCUGGACCACGAGGAGCUGGAGCUGCUGCAGUUCCAGGUGAGCGCGCGCGACGCGGGCGUGCCGCCUCUGGGCAGCAACGUGACGCUGCAGGUGUUCGUGCAGGACGAGAACGACAACGCGCCCGCGCUGCUGCCGCCCGGGCCGGGUGGCAGCGGGGCGGGCGCGCUGAGCCAGCUGGUGGCGCGGUCGGUGGGCGCGGGCCACGUGGUGGCGAAGGUGCGCGCGGUGGACGCGGACUCGGGCUACAACGCGUGGCUGUCGUACGAGCUGCAGCCGGCGGCGGGUGGCGCGCGCAGCCCGUUCCGCGUGGGGCUGUACACGGGCGAGAUCAGCACGACGCGCGCCCUGGACGAGGCGGACGCGCCGCGCCAGCGCCUACUGGUGCUGGUGAAGGACCACGGCGAGCCGGCGCUGACGGCCACGGCCACCGUGCUGCUGUCGCUGGAGGACAGCGGCCAGGCGCCCAAGGCCUCUUCGCGGGCGUCGACGGGCGCCGCUGGCGCGGAGGCCGCUCUGGUGGAUGUGAACGUGUACCUGAUCAUCGCCAUCUGCGCGGUGUCCAGCCUGUUGGUGCUCACGCUGCUGCUGUACACGGCGCUGCGGUGCUCGGCGCCGCCCAGCGAGGGCGCGUGCGGGCCCGGGAAGCCCACGCUGGUGUGCUCCAGCGCGGUGGGGAGCUGGUCUUACUCGCAGCAGAGGCGGCAGAGGGUGUGCUCUGGGGAGGGGCCGCCCAAGACAGACCUCAUGGCCUUCAGCCCCAGUCUUACGCCGUGUCCACUACCAGACGUGGAAGUGGAAGAACAGUCUACUGGAGGCAGCCACCUUAGCAAGGAUGGAAACUACAGCAUUCACCCUGAGCACAUACAGUAAUUGAAAAAAAAA